Molecule: messenger RNA, 1242 nt
Organism: Camelina sativa (false flax)
Lineage: Eukaryota; Viridiplantae; Streptophyta; Magnoliopsida; Brassicales; Brassicaceae
Source: RefSeq, a predicted model, not a curated record
AUGUCGAUCGUAACCGAGAUUCUUACUGGAGAUAACUAUAAUACAUGGAUAAUCACUAUGAGAACUAGUCUAGAAGCAAAGAAUAAGAUUAGUUUCGUUGAUGGAUCUCUUCCUCGACCUCAUGAAUCUGAUCCUUUGCACAAAAUCUGGAUUCGUUGCAAUAGUAUGGUGAAGGCUUGGAUGCUGAAUGUAGUCUCUAAACAAAUCUAUGAUAGCAUUCUCUAUUUUCAAGAUGCUGCUGGAAUUUGGGAAGAUCUUCAUAGACGGUUUCAUAAGAGUAAUCUCCCUCAGAUCUAUAACCUUGAGCAAGAGAUAAGCUCUUUGCGUCAGGGAAAUAUGUCAUUAUCUGAAUAUUACACCAAGAAGGUUACUCUCUGGGAGCGUUUGGCUUGUACUAAGAAUCUGAUGGAAAAUGGUGGAUGUCGGUGCUCACAAGUUAUGAAGCUAUUAGAUGAUUAUGAGACCACACGCAUCACUCAGUUUCUUAUGGGACUCAAUGAUGAUUUCACUAAUAUCAGAGGACAAAUAUUGAAUAUGAAGCCACGGCCUAGUCUUUCUGAUAUGUACAACAUGUUGGAGUCUGAUGAGUCUCAACGGCAACGUAUCAGUACAAAGCCUAACCCGUCUGCUUUCCAAGUCAAAGCACAAGUGAAUGCAUAUCAACCAAAGGGAUUUCAGAAACCUCAAACCACUUGUGCACAUUGUGGUUUAAACGGACACACUAUUGAUGUCUGCUACAAAAUUCAUGGAUUUCCUCCGGGUUGGAAACCAAAGAAUCAGAGACAGAACUCUAAUCAAAGGUUUAAUGCACCAGCGGCAGCCAAUCUUGCUCUUACUGAAUCUGGAUCAGAAUAUGACAGGGAAAAAGCACUCAGUCCUGAACAGUUACAGUACUUGGUAUCUUAUCUCAACUCAAAGCUGCAGCCUCAACAAUCUGCAGGACAUGCUCAUACUAACUCCUCGACUGCAACUAUUACUGAGAUAACUUCUCCUGGUUCUUCGGGUCUGAAUCCUAUGGCUUGCCAAAUGACUGAAAAAAUGAAUUCUUGGGUUAUUGACACUGGUGCUACACAUCAUGUCACAAAUGAUAAGAACCUGUUUCAGCAUAUGACACCUAUUCAAGAUACAACAGUAAAACUUGCUAAUGGUGUUGGUGAUCUUACAAAGGGGUUGAUGAUUGGCAGAGGUAGAUUACACAACAGCUCUGUAACGGCGUCAAGCAGCUUGUGUUUCUUCGUGUAA